Molecule: messenger RNA, 3649 nt
Organism: Pomacea canaliculata
Lineage: Eukaryota; Metazoa; Mollusca; Gastropoda; Architaenioglossa; Ampullariidae
Product: potassium voltage-gated channel protein Shaw-like
Exons: 6
Coding region: 536-2086 (516 amino acids)
Biological process (GO): potassium ion transmembrane transport; protein homooligomerization
Cellular component (GO): voltage-gated potassium channel complex; dendrite membrane; axon
Molecular function (GO): delayed rectifier potassium channel activity; protein binding
Source: RefSeq, a predicted model, not a curated record
AAAGGCAAUGAACGAUACUGUACUGCGAUGAGAAUAGUGGCUUCGACUAUAGUGUAUGGUGAUGAGAACAAAGGCGAUGGACGAUACUGUAUGGUGAUGAAAACAAAGGUGAUGGACGAUACUGUAUGGUGAUGAAAACAAGGCAGUAGACGAUACUGUACGACGAUGAGAACAAUGGCUUGGACGUAUACUGUACGGUGAUGCGAACAAGGCAAUGGAAGAUACUAUACGACUGAGAACCAUGGCUCUAACUGCAACUCUGAUGUUUACGUACAAGACGAGAAAACACUCGUAAAAAGGUAUUCUUUAGAACAAGCCAGUUUUUUGAUAGCCCUGAUAGUGCCUACAGCAGGAGCUGUACGGUAAGCUCCAGUACGGAAACGUUGACUAUAAUGUUACCACCAUGACAAGCAGCUUCUCUGGGUAUGCUUGAUUGUACAGUGAGAUUGAGACUCUUUUUUCGUUUGAGGAUCUGUUGUUUUGACGAUGAGCAAGAUUGAAAAGAAUGGCACAAUCUUCGUAGUUAAAGUACGCGAUGACCAUUGACCUUGCUGAGCGCAUUGUGCUCAACGUGGGCGGCAUCCGUCACGAGACAUACAAGGCCACGCUGAAGAAGAUCCCAGCCACACGUCUGUCUCGCCUGACGGAGGCUCUCUCCAACUACGAUCCAGUGCUCAACGAAUACUUCUUUGACCGCCAUCCUGGGGUCUUCACACAGAUCCUAAACUACUACCGCACAGGCAAGCUCCACUAUCCCCUUGACGUGUGCGGUCCUCUCUUCGAGGAGGAACUAGAGUUCUGGGGCCUUGACUCCAACCAGGUGGAGCCUUGCUGCUGGAUGACCUACACGAAGUAUCGAGACACGCAGGACGUUCUCGAAAAACUCGACUCCCUCGAUCUGGAUGUUGCUAAAUUGACAGAAAAAGAAAUCAUGAAGAAGUUUGGCCUUGAGGGUGACUACACCUAUGGUACACUCACCAGCUGGCAGCGUGUUAAGACCAGGAUAUGGGCAAUCUUUGAAGAACCUUACUCUUCUACGUUUGCCCAGAUCAUCUCCGUUUUCUCGGUCUUCUUCGUGUGUCUGACCGUCUUGACCAUCUCUCUGAAGACGCUGCCUGAAAUUCAGAUGGUGGUGCUGUCCACCAACAGAGUAAUAGGUCCUGACGGCAAUGUUUACGAGUAUCUGAAAGGAGAGAAUUCAGAACCCAUGGAAUUUUUUUUCUACGUGGAGAGUGUAAUCAACUGCUGGUUUACCUUUGAAAUCAUUAUUCGCUUUCUUGUCACCCCACGAAAAAUUGAAUUUAUUGCGUCACCAUCAAACAUCAUAGAUAUGGUAGCAACAUUUUCCUUUUAUAUGGAUUUCUCACUCAGUAAAGCGAAUCUGAAAAGUAAUCUCCUGGGCCUACUCUCCACAGUCCGAGUCAUGCGACUGGUCAAGCUGACGCGACACCAUGCUGGACUCAAGAUUCUGCUGCAGACCAUGAAGGCCUCAGCUAAAGAACUCUUCCUGCUCAUUUUCUUCCUGGCGGUUAGCGUUGUUAUCUUCGCAGCUGCCGUAUAUUAUGCUGAGAAGACUGAGAAUAAUCCAGGCAAUAUGUUUACCAGCAUUCCAUCUGGCAUGUGGUGGGCCCUCGUCACUAUGACGACAGUGGGCUACGGUGAUAUGACGCCUCAGACGUACUUAGGAAGGAUUGCGGGUGGCGUGUGUGCUUUGGCUGGUGCUCUCACCAUUGGACUACCUGUGCCUAUCAUCGUCUCCAACUUCUCUCUCUUCUACUCGCACACCAAGGCUCGCGCCCAGCUGCCCAAGACGCGGCGUCGCGUUGUACCCCUUGCAGGACAGCCGGUAACCCACAGGAUAUCAUUUAGAAGGGCUGGCAGCAGCUAUGUAGCCGACAUUGUCGAAAAAGCCCGAUUACAGGCUAAAAUGGAAAUGAUGGAGAAAGAGCUUCUUCACAAACAAUCACAAUCUUCAGCCGCUGAGGAAAACAUGGAAACUAAGGCUAAACUGCACGUUCUGGAGAAUAAUCUUUCUCUCAAAAAAUCUAUAGACGAUGAAGAAAGAAAGGAAAGUAGUGUGUAUUAAAAAAUUUCAAGUUUAUAUCUAUGCUGCAGUAUCCGAAUAAAUGGUUGCAAUUGUGGUAUGUUUUUUUUUUUUUGAUCUCAUGAGUAUAUGCAUGUAUGGUUUAGCAAACAGUUAAGAUUAAAUCCAGUCAAGCAUCUGUCUUAAAGUUAUUACUGUAUCCAAAUAAAACAAAGUGCUCACUUCAAAUCAUCCUUGUCAUAAUCCCACAGUUGUUUGACACAUAAUUUUUAAAUUUUUUUCAGAAAUCUUGGACAUAUUUACAUUUCCAAAAAAUAUCCUGAAUGUUUUAUUUUUCACAUUUACAAUAAUCACAAAAAUCAUCCUUCUCUAGACACAGGUCACACAGGUCUCUAGACCCAUAUUAAAUAAAAUUAUUUUUGUCCCCAGUAUUCCAUGCAGGACUCUGAUUUGAAGCCAUUUCAAUUUAAUAUCCUUAACAUUGGCUACUUUUCUGAAGAUUGUCGCAUAACGCGAUCGGGCGUCGCGGGACUUGCUCUCUCACAGGUACAUUCGCAAUCACACAGAGGGUUCGGCAGCAAUAGCAACAAAUGUAUUAACUUUGACAAAAUUGAGUAUUGCUACUCUUCCUAAUAGAGUUAAAUGUCUUUUUGAAUCAAUGCUCCAUAUUGCUUAGUUUGAUUAUGAUGUGCCUGUUUUUAUUUAAGAACUUGUGUAUAUCAGGAAUUAAAUAUUAGUUAAUAUUUUUGUAAGUUUAGAUUGGAACAAAUUUACAUGUCUGUUUGUUAGUAGUGUUAGGAUUUACAUCUGAGUUAAUUAUUGUACGCAUGUAUGUCAAAUACAUGAACAGAAAUUUAUAUAUACACGUUUUUAUCACAAACAAGUUCAUAUUAGGUUUAUAUUGAUGAUUACAUUUAUUUUUUACCUUCUUUAUGCAUGUUCAUGGAAAGGAAUAAUAUAGAUUAUAAAUUAAUGACAAUGUUUGAAUGGAUUUGGUUUGAUUUACUGUUCGACUUUGUAAAAUGUAUCCUUAUCACAACAAUAUUAAACAGUCAAUUGUUAUGUGUGCAUUUAAACCGUCACAAACUCCUCUUUGUAAAAAUCAUUAAAGGCAUAUAAAACCAUGCAAAUUUUACAUCAUUUCAUAUAACAGCCUUCUAGAAAUUCAGUCAAAGAAGGUUUAUUUUAUUUAGUAAUAAUUAAUAAUGGUCAUUCUCAUCAAGCUUCACAAUUCCAAGGUACGUAACUGCAUUAAAGAGGACAAGAGAGUGAAACUUCUUAUUUCGAAAUGUAAUCAAUUGUUUUCCUUGCAAUGACAUCUGAAAGUCAUUCUGGAGAAAAUGGCUGUGAUCACCAAGAAUGCCAAUAUCUUCAAUGCAGUAGGAGAAACAAAUGGAAUCUGAAUGGACAACCACCCAGUCCAGGAUGUACCAUGUGUGGGAGAAAAGGAUAAGUUAUACUAAACCCUGGUCUUGCCUCACUGUCUUGAGAUAACAGUGUAUAUGAUUAUAUAUUAUCUAGUCUGAAAAUGAAUUCCGCUGCCAGCGGUAGUGUAGGAAGAUGCUCGGCUUUUGGAGGGCAACCUUCAAGAUGAGUGAAUGAUGU